Aureobasidium pullulans EXF-150 is the source of this 1340-nucleotide messenger RNA. RefSeq lists its product as uncharacterized. Gene Ontology annotation, molecular function: protein binding. The record is from RefSeq and is a predicted model, not a curated record. Lineage: Eukaryota; Fungi; Ascomycota; Dothideomycetes; Dothideales; Saccotheciaceae. The transcript has 2 exons. The coding region runs from base 1 to 906 and encodes 301 amino acids.
AUGUCUUCCUCAAGCGGCUCCAAGACUGGUUCACUGAGCUCCGCCAAAUCGUUCUACUCCCCAAUCAUCACCGUCCGUGUGGGCCCCGAUAAACAAGAAUUCUAUAUACACAAAGGGGUGCUCUGUUCCAACUCGAACUACUUCGCCAAAGCUCUUUCUGGACAAUUCCAGGAGGCGAAAACGAAUACAGUUGAGCUUGACGACGUUCACGUGCUGCUAUUCAAGGUCUUCGUUGCCUGGCUGUACACCGGAAAGCUCACCUACGAAUCCUCGGACCCAAGUGUGUCAGCGCAAGACGAGUUCGAGAAACUCGACACUAUGCUCAACGAACUGUACCCCUUGGACCGAGAAGAUGAUCCAGAAAGCGACAUGCCUAUGACAGACGACCUUUCUGAAUUCGAUGCAGAGGAUCCAACGACCUGGACCCACACAAUACUUUGCGCACUGUUUGUUCUGGCCGAUCGCUUGGAUACACCCAGACUCAAGGUGUUGGUUCUCGACUUCAUUCCCGGCAGAGAGCGAUGUAUGGACAUCUUGCCAAGUCAUGCCGCUAUACUCUACUCAAACGCAAACACAACGAAAAGCUCUCCAUUACGCCGACUCCUGGUCCACAUCGCUGCCUAUACAUCAUCUUUUGGCCAGUCAAGCUGCACAUGGAACCACUUGCCUCCUGAGUUCCUCACUGCCGUGUUGGUGACACUGGGAAGGAGGUUACCUGCCAAACAAUGCAAGUCAUGUUUCGACGACGCUCUUUACAACAACGGGAUCUACGAUCGAGUCAUAGAUGAUGUGGAUAGAACAGAAGACAUGCCUCCUUUCCGCCGCGAUAUCUGUUUCUACCACGAGCAUAAAGAUGAGGAGGAAAAGGAAGCAUGCCGUGCCGAGCGCGAAAAGCAGGGCGGUUGAGUCUUCAGCAACAACCGGAUCCAGGACCACUCCGUUCAACGACCAAAACAGAACUACUCGCCUCAGCCGAGCAUCCACAUACAGAAUUCGAAAGCAGAGAGCAAGAGCGAAGCUCGGGUCAAACCUUGCAAUGGAAUUACAAUGGUGCAGAAGAAGUAAGAAACACCCAUCGGGUAGCAGAGAAGAAGAGCAGGAGCAACGUUCAACAAAGGCACAUAACAAAGACAAUUUUUUGGACGGGCAGGAAUAAAGCAGCAACACAUUGAGAUCCAGAGAGGGAUCGGAAGAACAGUCAUACACAAUACGGAGCUGACAGAGUGCCGUCGAGUUGCUGGAUGUUUUGCUCUGCUUGAUCGACUCAAGCCUUCGUAGCAUUGAGACAGACUUCUGUGCUGCCAGCACGAUAUCAACUCUAGUAGAUACAGAAAUCGAAC